Molecule: messenger RNA, 1578 nt
Organism: Perkinsus marinus ATCC 50983
Lineage: Eukaryota; Perkinsozoa; Perkinsida; Perkinsidae
Exons: 6
Coding region: 1-1578 (525 amino acids)
Source: RefSeq, a predicted model, not a curated record
AUGAAGGUCGAUCCUAUUCCCAACCAACAGAAGAAAAUCCGCACGUGUUUAAAUCGGUUGCGGCUAGCACCUCAUGUCAGGUUAUACGAUGUGAAAGUCAAGUGCAACUUGGUUUCCACCGCGAUGAAAUGCCUCCAAGUGGAUAUGAGCCGGUGUUCAUCCGCGGACGUGACCGUCACGAUUCGUUCGCUACAAGAGAAGCCGGCGUCGCACGAAGGGUGCCAUCUUCCUGCGAAAACAUCUACCGCACGAAGCUGUGAGCAGGAAACGGUGGCCGUGAAAACGGAGAUAGACUCGGAGGCAUGCCUGGCACUGCAAGACCUGAUUUGUCUCCAAACCUGCGACGAUCAGGGCUCUAAUAAGUCUCUCUACUUCGUACCGAAGGUCUCGAAGAUAGGCUCUGGCGUUCAGCCGCGAGCCCUCCGAGACGAAGGUAUGCAAGAUGCUUUGAAAGAGCUGAGUCCGCCUGAGCAUAUCGCUGCCUCGCUGUCAGGAGGGCUCUUCGAGGGCCUGGCACUGCAAGACCUGAUUUGUCUCCAAACCUCCGACGAUCAGGGCUCUAAUAAGUCUCUCUACUUCGUACCGAAGGUCUCGAAGAUAGGCUCUGGCGCUCAGCCGCGAGCCCUCCGAGACGAAGGUAUGCAAGAUGCUUUGAAAGAGCUGAGUCCGCCUGAGCAUAUCGCUGCCUCGCUGUCAUGUCAGCACCCCCUUACCCAAGCCCCCGGGCUCCCGGCGUCGAUAUUCGCCAGUGCGUCCUGUCACAAACGCUUACUCAAGUGUGGUCCAGAGGAUUUGAUUCUCUCCUUGAUCCUGGGUCUGUUCGGACGUAUGCUGAAGGCUUCCAACUAUCCCGACUAUACACUACCUAGGGAGCUAGCCGGAGGCCUGGAGUUAACUGGCAAGUUCAAUGUUCGCAAUGACGUCUUUCGGGCUAAACCGAUCAAGCCAAAGGUUAACUCUAAGAAGUCUAAGAAAGUGACCGUCAUGUCUGCCACUGAGCUUCUCACUGGAGGCGUGGAGGAGGCAUAUGAAUUGGCUGACAUUAAGGCUCCUGAGGAGGUUGCUGAGAACACGAUGAUGGACCCCUUCAGUCCCCCACAGCUAGAAUCCAUUUUUGGUGGGUCUUCUGUUGCCUCUCGUCGCUUCGAAGUAGAUCAAGGCACAAAAGCCUUGGCUCACCUUGGUCGAGUCGUCCUCGCUAUCCCAGUGAUCAAUUAUUUGGACGAUUACUUUGGCGUAGAAUCUUCAGCUACGGCCAACUCCGCAUAUGAGGCAUGGGUGUGGCUUCACAGGGUGAUAGACUUCCGUUUAAAUGAGAAGAAGGCUGUGCCACCUUUCAUUGAGAUCCCAGUAUUGGGGCUCGACAUAGCUAUCGAUGGUGAUUACAUUGUCCUGUCGGUUCCAGAUGAUAAGCGCGCCCAACUAAUUUCUUCGAUCGAUGGAGUGUUGCAGGAUGACCGCUUGCCAUCUUCAACGGCUCAUAAGUUGAUAGAGAAGUUGACGUUUGCUAGCGGGGCCUUGGACACUUCUGCCCCAAGGUCCUACCUCAGAGUCCUUCCUAAAUUUGUCAGUCAUUGA